CCGGCCGGAGAAGUUAGGUUUGGUGUGACUCGUCCGCAGCAGCAGCGCAGUCUGUAGCUUUCCCCAGCUUUAACAGUGCUGGUGGGGGGGACUUGCUGCGUGCCGUUCUGGGCUCUCCAACUCCAGAAAGAUGUCAACAAAGUGGAAGGUAUUGGACGGGACCAGCGCAGAAACGAUUUACUGAAAAAAAUCUUUGUAGUCGUAAAAUUCUUUCGUGGGCGAGAGAGAAAAAGCGUAAGGACUUGGCGUAAUCUACGUAUUGAGGACUGUCUGACUAUCGCGAUGGCUCAGGCAAGUCUCCUGGCCUGCGAGGGUCUCUCCGGGGUUUGCCUUGUGCCAACUGUUGCCAGCAAGAAGAUGAUGCCGAAGCAAAGCUCCAAGCAGGUGGAGAACGGAGAGAGAGGGGGUGCCCCAAAUAUGUUGGGUCACCGCAAAGAGAGUGAGAAAUCUCGCAGCCGGAAGGAAGAAGAAACAACCGAAGGGUCCCAACCUAAAAAAUCCCUUAAAAAGAUGGUGGUGAUCGAACAGAAUGGAUCCUUCCAGCUCCGGAUCCCCAAGAACUUUAUUUGCGAGCACUGCCUGGGCGCCUUCCGGAGCAGCUACCAUCUCAAGAGGCACAUCCUCAUUCACACAGGUGAGAAGCCGUUCGAGUGUGAUGUUUGCGACAUGCGCUUCAUUCAGAAAUACCACCUGGAGCGCCACAAACGUGUGCAUAGCGGGGAGAAGCCAUACCAGUGCGAACGCUGCCUGCAGAGCUUCUCCAGGACAGACCGGCUGCUGAGACACAAACGAAUGUGCCAAGGUUGCCCAAGCAAGUCGUCCGACUCGCAGCUGCUGCUUUAGGUUAAGGGCCCAGAGAGAUGAGUUUAGAGGAAGCGGGAAAGCCAACGGAAU
This is a messenger RNA of Euleptes europaea (tarantolino), 894 nucleotides long. RefSeq names its product zinc finger protein 740 (gene ZNF740). The transcript is spliced from 6 exons. The coding region runs from base 283 to 843 and encodes 186 amino acids. Gene Ontology annotation, cellular component: nucleus. The record is from RefSeq and is a predicted model, not a curated record. Gene Ontology annotation, biological process: regulation of transcription by RNA polymerase II. Lineage: Eukaryota; Metazoa; Chordata; Lepidosauria; Squamata; Sphaerodactylidae. Gene Ontology annotation, molecular function: RNA polymerase II cis-regulatory region sequence-specific DNA binding; DNA-binding transcription factor activity, RNA polymerase II-specific.